CAUUUUUGGGGCAUAGUCUUGCUGGAACUUUACACAAAUGACAUCGUACGCUCUCUUGGGUUGGGUCCUGCUGGGGCUGCUGCUGCGGUUCGACUGUAUAUUGGCCUGGCAGGAUUACAAGGAUUAUAAGGUAUACGAGCUGCAGCCUCAUGACGAUAACCAGCUGCAGCUGAUUCGUAAGUGGGCGCAGGAGCAGCCCGAUUGGGAUUUGCUGGGAUCACUGCGCAGCUACAAUGACAAAGGAUUGCGAGUGCUGGUGGCGCCGAACCAAGCGGAAAGUUUGCUCAAGCAAUUGAAGGCACAUCGGAUAGAGCAUCAAUUGCUCUCAGAUGAUUUGUCUCUGUUGGUGAAGGCACAACGUGAGGACAAUCAACGCAACAAGGCGCGCUUCACGCUGCCUCUGAUCGAUGUCCUGGGCGCAUUUUAUACCCAUGCCGAAAUCAAUGAGUAUCUGGACAGUCUACCCCAACGGUAUCCGCAACGUGCACUGGUCAAGCACUUCGGCUGGAGCUACGAGCGUCGCCCAUUGAAGGUGCUGACCAUCACGAAUGGUGACGGACGAGCGAAUAAGCCGGUGAUCUUCAUCGAUGCUGCGAUGCACGCUCGCGAAUGGAUUGCACCCUCCUUCGCUCUGUAUAUCAUUCAACAGCUGUUAGAUAACUAUGCGGAGAAUGCGGAUCUGCUCAAGGACUACGACUGGGUGAUUAUGCCGGUGGUCAAUGCGGAUGGAUAUGAGUUCAGUCACACGGACUCGCGCUAUUGGCGCAAGACUCGCAAACCCACCUGGGAUCCCGAGAACAUUGGCACCGAUCUGAAUCGCAAUUUCGGCUAUAUGUGGGGCCUCGAGGACGGCGCUUCGCCGGAUCCUUCGAACGAAACCUACCAGGGCGAGCACGCCUUCGAUCAGCCCGAGUCGCAGGUGGUACGCGAUAUACUGCUGCACUAUAGCGACCGUUUGACCUUUUACCUUUCACUGCACUCGUAUGGCAACUACUUCCUGCUGCCCUGGGGCCACACAAGCUCUUUGCCACCAAAUUUUGAUGAAAUGAUGCAGGUAGCUGAUGCGGGUGCCAUGGCAAUCCUUUAUGCAACGAAUGGCAUUUACAGUUAUGGCAGCGGCUACCAUUUGAUGUACGCGACCUCUGGUGAUUCCACAGACUAUGCUGUGGGCGUGGCCAAUGUAAGUGUGGCCAUUACCAUGGAAUUGCCUGCUGGCGGAUUUAUGGGCUUCGAUCCCUGGGUAUCGCACAUCGAGGGCAUUGUGACCGAAAGUUGGGUGGGUGUGCGUGCCAUGGCCCUGGAGGUUAUCAAACUCUACCAAAACGAGGCGCAAACAAAUAUAUACUAUCAGUUUGGUUGCGCUCUAUUAAUACCGUUUCUGAUUGGAAAUCAAGCUUGGCUAUUGUAUAAGGCAGUUCAGUUGUUAAUAAGUCGACAAGCUGUAAGCAUGAAAUAUAUUUUAUUGUUCGUUGUGUGGUCUUAUGGUAUAGCUCUAAGCUAUGCCAAGGGUAAUUUCUAUGAUGGCUUUAAGAUGUACGAGGUAUCUAUGAUGGAUCGGUCCGCUGGACAGGGCUUGGACUAUUCGACUCUGGCAAAUAAUAAUUCAUACUAUGAAGUCGUCUCCAGAAAUGGAGUAGCUGCUCAUAUCCUGGUGCAUCCCGAUGCACAACCAGAUUUCUUGAAUCUGCUCGAUGCCAAUACGAUGAACUAUAAAAUAGUUCAUAAUGAUGUCGGUUUAUGGCUCAAACGUGAUUUUGAAAUGAAUCAAAAGUUACGCAAUUUGUACCCUUACCAAGGAAAGCUGGGCACAGAGCGGUAUUACUCACAUGCUGAGAUCAAUCAGUUUAUUGAGGACCUGGCUAAGCAGAAUCCCACACGAGUUGAGGUCAAGACGGUGGGCAAGUCCUUUGAGGGCCGUUGGCUAAAGACGAUUCGAAUCACCAAUGGAGACGGACGGGCUAACAAGAAUGUUAUACUCGUGGACGGUGGCUUCCAUGCACGUGAAUGGAUCUCACCGGCUGCAGUGGUGUAUGGCAUCAACGAAUUGGUCAACAACUACGAGGCGCAUGCCCAGCUAUUGCAAGACUACGAUUGGGUCAUUCUACCCGUAGUCAAUGCCGAUGGGCGUAAGACUCGUCAGCCAAGCAGUGCAGAUUGCAUCGGCAUCGAUCCUAAUCGCAAUUUUGAUUUUCACUGGAAUGAAACUGGUGCCUCCUCGGAUCCGUGCUCCCAAACCUAUGCGGGACCAAGGGCUUUCUCUGAACCGGAAGCAAUUGUGGUGCGUGAUCUGAUACACAGUCUGGCGGAUCGUGGCAAAAUGUAUUUAACAGUGCAUUCCUAUGGAAAUUACAUACUCUACCCCUGGGGCUAUAUCGACUUACUCCCAGACACCUGGGAGGAUCUGGAUGAGGUUGGACGCGCUGGUGGAGAUGCCAUUAAAGCGGCUACAGGCACCGUUUACCAGGUGGGCUGUUCCACCCAGUUGCUGUAUCCAGCUGCCGGUGCUAGCGAUGAUUACGCUUUCAAUGCUGGUUUUCCUAUAUCAUUCACCAUGGAACUGCCCGCUGGCGGUGAUAAUUAUUUCGAUCCUCCACCUACGGAUAUCGAUAGGCUAGUCAAAGAGACCUGGGUGGGCAUUGUGGCAAUGGCUCAAAAGGUGGUUGAAAAAUAUCCACUUAAUUAAACUUUUGAGCAAUAAAAUU
Drosophila arizonae is the source of this 2702-nucleotide messenger RNA. RefSeq names its product carboxypeptidase B1-like. The record is from RefSeq and is a predicted model, not a curated record. Lineage: Eukaryota; Metazoa; Arthropoda; Insecta; Diptera; Drosophilidae.